This is a messenger RNA of Populus euphratica (Euphrates poplar), 931 nucleotides long. Its product is annotated as ubiquitin-conjugating enzyme E2 4-like. Lineage: Eukaryota; Viridiplantae; Streptophyta; Magnoliopsida; Malpighiales; Salicaceae. The coding region runs from base 181 to 732 and encodes 183 amino acids. The record is from RefSeq and is a predicted model, not a curated record. The transcript is spliced from 6 exons.
UGAAAUAGUGAAGCCGACUCCACUUGGCCAUGAGAAUGUGUGCAAAAUAAUUUUAUAAAUACAAUUCCUCCCUCCUGUCAUUCAUGUCUGAAACCAUUUUAGCUAAAAAGACCUCCUUUCCUCUCUCUCAACAAACCAAGAGGAGGAGGAGGAAGAAGAAGAAUAGAAAAGAAAGCAAAUAUGUCUUCACCAAGCAAACGCAGGGAGAUGGAUUUGAUGAAACUGAUGAUGAGUGAUUACAAAGUUGAAAUAAUCAAUGAUGGCAUGCAAGAGUUUUAUGUGGAAUUCAAUGGACCUAAAGAAAGUCUUUAUCAAGGAGGUGUGUGGAAGAUAAGAGUUGAAUUACCAGAUGCUUAUCCUUACAAAUCUCCAUCAAUUGGCUUUAUCAACAAGAUCUAUCACCCAAAUGUCGAUGAAAUGUCUGGUUCAGUGUGUUUGGAUGUUAUCAAUCAAAAUUGGAGCCCCAUGUUUGAUCUGGUAAACGUAUUUGAAGUGUUUCUUCCUCAGCUUCUUUUGUAUCCCAACGCAUUAGAUCCAUUGAAUGGAGAAGCUGCUGCUUUAAUGAUGCGUGAUGGCACUGCUUAUGAUCAAAAAGUGAAAGAAUACUGUGAAAAAUAUGCGAAGCCAGAGGAUAUAGGAGCGAGACCAGAAGAAAAAUCCAGUGAUGAAGAACUGAGUGAAGAUGAUUACCACUCUGAUGAUGAUGAAGUCGCUGGCAAAGCUGAUCCUUGAUUACAUUUAUUCAUGUAUUCUAAGUGUCUGUUCUUGUACAUGAAAUUCAACUCUUUUAAAAUGGAACAUUGAAACCCUCAUCAAAACCGAUGGCUUACGGGAGAAAUUCCUGCCCUUCUCUUUUUAUUUGCCAUGAAUGUUUUGUAAAUUAUUUUACUGUGGAUCAAUGUUUCAGACCUUCGUUACUGUUGGGACUAAA